AUGAAUUACAGCCCGAAUCAUUUUAGUACAGUCAAAGCGAUUCUACCACUACAGUAUGAGCAACCAUGCUUUAAUAUUCUUGCACUCAAGUGCGCUCUGAGGACGAUCGCUUAUGCGGACUGUUCCCAGUUCAUGGAGGUUUGUCAAGAUCUGCUGGACAUCAGGAAACUUCCACAAUUCGUCACUUUCAAAACAACAGGCGGUUAUGAAAUCGAUUACGUGAACAAACCGUCCUAUCACGACGUCAGUGCUUUUAUCAAGGAGUCACUUGCUUCACCGUUGCAUGUUCUUAGCGUCGAGGAGUAUGAUUCAGCGUUGAGAAGCGGAGAGUUAUGGAUCAUAGACUACUUCGCACCGGUAGGUAAUUAG
Messenger RNA from Cooperia oncophora, 369 nucleotides. The record is from the annotation of a GenBank genome assembly. Lineage: Eukaryota; Metazoa; Nematoda; Chromadorea; Rhabditida; Trichostrongylidae.